Messenger RNA from Zerene cesonia (dogface butterfly), 1228 nucleotides. RefSeq names its product endocuticle structural glycoprotein SgAbd-8-like (gene CPR34). NCBI's taxonomy places the organism in Eukaryota, Metazoa, Arthropoda, Insecta, Lepidoptera, Pieridae. Bases 79 to 696 code for a protein of 205 amino acids. Gene Ontology annotation, cellular component: chitin-based extracellular matrix. The transcript is spliced from 4 exons. The record is from RefSeq and is a predicted model, not a curated record. Gene Ontology annotation, molecular function: structural constituent of chitin-based larval cuticle.
AGCGUUCAACUACCACUCUGAAUAGUUCCAAGAAGACACCGUGCUCCACUGCUGCACGCGCACUCACGCACAAUCAAAAUGAAAUUACUGGUAGUAUUAUCGGCUGCAUUAGCCCUUACAGCGGCUAUCCCUCAACGGCGAGUAUCGCUGAAACCUGAGGCAGCUGCAGACCAAGACCAACAAGCAGCCGAAGUAAACUAUAACAACUACCAACAGCUGCAAGACUACAGGAAACCCAUCGACGAUUUCAGACCCAAAGUUCAGUUGGAAACUACCACUUUCAUUCCCAUCAUCCGUUUUGACAAGGAACAAGGAACCGACGGCAGCUACAAAACAGCUUAUGAAACUGGCAACAACAUACAAGCUGAAGAGCAAGGUUACCUGAGAAACCUUGGCGAAAAUGCAGACAUCCCAGCUCUUGUGCAACAAGGUUCAUACUCCUACACCGCUCCCGACGGCCAGGUCAUCACCGUUGAGUACACAGCUGACGAAUACGGAUUUAGAGUCAAGGGCGACCACAUCCCCACCCCCCCACCAGUGUCACCUGAAAUCCAAAAGGGACUUGAUCUCAUCUACGCUGGAAUCAAGGCCAACCAGGAACGUGUUGCGUUGGAAGCUAAGAACAACCCUGAAGCUACCAAAUUAAAUGAAGAAAAAGCCAUCCUCGACUACAAAGGUCAAUACUACCAACAAUAAAUUUUAUGAAGUGGACUUAGCAGUGAAAUAAGUGACCUGCACUUUUUAUCCGAAGCACAUUGUUAUGUUAUAGUGCAACAGUAAUGUAAAAUGCUCUAUGAGCAUUUUCAAGUCAGUUUAGUGUAAUAAUAGAAUAUAACUUUUUACAAAACCCGUGAAGAAUUGCGCCGGUACAAUAUUUUCUUGAUGUGAUAAUUCAUAGGUUUAAAUAAAAAUAAUUGUAGCCGUUAUUUGAUUUAUAUGAAUAAAGAUGUCAAUCUUUUAUAUAUUCAGUAAUGUUCCACACUGCCAAUAAUAGAAUAAGGAUAUCUGAAAGAGACACAACCAAUUUCUUCGAAAACGUUAGUAAGAAAAUCUUUAAAUUCUGAUAAAUGAUAAUAUGUAACAUUAUUCUUAAAACUCAAGACUGUUUUUGUUAUAAAACGAUACAAGUUUUUAUGCCAUAGUUUGUUUAUGGAAAUACUUUUAUGGAUUCUGUAAAUAGCCUAUUUUUUAUAUUAUUUCAAUAAAAUGUUGAAUAAUUUUAUAAUAA